Molecule: messenger RNA, 1608 nt
Organism: Eruca vesicaria subsp. sativa (arugula)
Lineage: Eukaryota; Viridiplantae; Streptophyta; Magnoliopsida; Brassicales; Brassicaceae
Source: the annotation of a GenBank genome assembly
AUGCCGGUAGAUUUAGACAACUCCUCCACAGUCUCCGGCGACGCAAGUGUCUCCUCCACCGGAAACCACCAAAACCCACUUCCCAACUCCGCCGCUAAGAAGAAACGAAACCUCCCUGGCAUGCCCGAUCCAGACUCAGAAGUGAUAGCUUUGUCACCAAAGACAUUACUAGCAACAAACAGAUUCGUCUGCGAAAUCUGCAACAAAGGCUUCCAGAGAGACCAGAACCUUCAGCUUCACCGUCGUGGUCACAACUUACCUUGGAAACUCAGACAGAAAUCUAGCCAAGAAGUCAAGAAAAAGGUUUACGUCUGUCCCGAAACAAGCUGUGUUCAUCACGACCCUUCACGCGCUUUAGGAGAUUUAACCGGAAUCAAGAAACACUUUUGUCGGAAACACGGCGAGAAGAAGUGGAAAUGCGACAAAUGCUCCAAGAAGUACGCUGUUGUGUCUGAUUGGAAAGCUCAUUCUAAGAUUUGUGGUACCAAAGAGUAUAAAUGCGAUUGUGGUACUCUGUUUUCUAGGAGAGAUAGCUUUAUGACGCAUAGAGCUUUCUGUGAUGCUUUGGCUCAAGAAAGUUCGAGAAAUCAUACUCAUAGUAAGAAGCAGAAUCCUGAUAUUUUGACCCGGAAGAAACCUGUUCCUGACCCGAAAUCUAUAACCGGGUCUAAUCCGGUGGAAACUCAGUCUACUAAAAUCAUAUCUCCUUCGGCUAUAACCAUUAAGCGACCAGAUUCUCCAAAAACCCCUCGUCAAAUCUUGCAAGCAGCUAAAGAACCAACAGGUUUAAACGGUGUCUACUUCGAAUCUUCAUCAGCUUCUCCAAGUAUAUACGCAUCAUCAUCUUCUUCUUCUUCUUCACGGAGUCUAUUCGCUCCAUCUUCAUCCAUUGAACCAAUCUCUUUGGGUCUCUCAACGAGUCACGGAUCAUCUUUUCUCUGCUCAGCAGGGUUUUCAGCUCAGCCGGCAAUGUCAGCUACCGCUCUGCUUCAAAAAGCAGCUCAAAUGGGAGCAGCUUCUUCAGGUGGUUCAUUGCUUCGCGGGUUAGGCAUAGUUUCAUCAACUUCACCUUCUGUGGACACAUUAGUCCCUCAUGGUCUAGCGUUGGGACUGCCUUGUGGCGGUGAAAGCAGCUCGGGUUUGAAAGAGCUCAUGAUGGGAAAUUCUUCCGUGUUUGGUCCGAAACAAACAACGUUAGACUUUCUCGGCUUAGGUAGAGCGGUUGGUAACGGUGGUGGUCCUGGACCCGCUCUAGUUGGACCAAGAGGGAGCAUCGAUGUGGCUGCGACAUUUGGGGCGGGAGAGUUUUCAGGGCAUGACAUUGGUAGAAGAACAUCAUCAUAAGUACAGUCGAACUUCGUGUGUGAUGAUAUCAUGACAUUAUGACAUAAGAACAUCAUCAUCAUAGCUUAGUGUGUGUUGAGUACACGAACGAAAACUUCCUUUUUUGGAGAGAAGGUUUAAAUUUAUAUUACUUUGCAGUUUUUAGUUUUUUUCUUCUGCUGUGUCAAUCGUUUUGCUGGUCCAUAAUGACAAUAUAUUAAUAUGAUACACUAUGACAGCACAACACUAACAUAUGCUACUGAAUUUAACUGUAUAUUAUUUGGC